This is a messenger RNA of Nicrophorus vespilloides, 912 nucleotides long. Its product is annotated as nucleoside diphosphate-linked moiety X motif 8. The transcript is spliced from 2 exons. The record is from RefSeq and is a predicted model, not a curated record. Gene Ontology annotation, molecular function: coenzyme A diphosphatase activity. NCBI's taxonomy places the organism in Eukaryota, Metazoa, Arthropoda, Insecta, Coleoptera, Silphidae. The coding region runs from base 117 to 812 and encodes 231 amino acids.
GCUCAACCUGUUGGAUGUUAACGUAUUUCUCGUAAAUUGCAGUGGCAAUGUAGAAUGGUGAAUAAUGCAUAGAGCUUUUUAGGGUCCAAAAAUAACCUCGAAAUUCUUGUACAAAAAUGCAUAAACUAUUGCGUUUGACGACCAUUCAAAGACGUCUCUUCUCUGAAUAUGGAGCGGAACGUAUUCUGAGCGAAGAAAACCUUUCUAGGACUGUGACAAAGUUCCAGGCAAUGCCACUCAUUCGGAUGCAGACACAAAACCCAGCAAGGAAGGCUGCUGUUUUGAUACCACUGUGUGUUGUUGAUGACAAGGUUUCCUUGCUGUACACUUUAAGGGCUUCACAUAUGAGGUCACAUAAGGGCCAAGUGAGCUUCCCAGGUGGCAUGCAGGAUACUAAAGACCUGGAUCUUCAAUCAACAGCCUUAAGAGAAACCAAAGAGGAGUUAGGUAUAGAUGAGUCCAGGGUCAAGAUAUGGGGUAUAGGUAAUGCAAUAGUAGCCAGAGGUGAGACCAGUGUGUUGCCAGUGAUAGGCACCAUCAAUGGUCAGCUCAAUAUAAGUACCUUACCUAUAAACCCAGAUGAGGUGGAGCAAGUUUUCUCUGUACCCAUUGAGGAGCUCUGCCAGAGUGAUAAGUUUGGAUACACCCAGUUCAAAACUGGUUACUCCACACCAGUCUACUUCGGUGGUGCAAAGAGGAUAUGGGGUCUCACAGCAAUCAUCACCUAUACCUUCCUUAAAUGCCUUGUGCCAACUGACAUGUACAAACACAAAAUCAGGUAUAUUUCCCCUGUGAGGAAAUUGAAUAUGUGAUAAAGAUACUUUCUGUAUUUAUUUGUUAUAUGGAAAAAAAAAUGUUUAUUUAAUAAUAAAAGGACAAAAAAUAUAAAUGUUUACUUUUAACUUCACCUUU